Messenger RNA from Orbilia oligospora ATCC 24927, 2670 nucleotides. RefSeq lists its product as uncharacterized. Lineage: Eukaryota; Fungi; Ascomycota; Orbiliomycetes; Orbiliales; Orbiliaceae. Bases 1 to 2670 code for a protein of 889 amino acids. The record is from RefSeq and is a predicted model, not a curated record. The transcript has 4 exons.
AUGAAACUAUCAUCAUAUCCACCACUUUCGGGAACAACCGUCAUGGACGGAGAUGAGGUUGAUGUUAUAGUUUGUAUUGACCUCGAAGACCUGGAAGCCAAAGGCCUAUCUUCUAGUAGGUCAGGCAUAGUUUGUGCCGUCUGGCAUGAUAAUGGAACGUCGGAUGGAUGGAGGGAGGAUGUAAUGGUGCCAUGCUUGGAAGAUGAAGAACUCAGCGUCUUCUCAACCGUCAGUUCCUCCUCUCUAUACUUCAAGCACACUCUAUACCGCCCUACAUCCGGCCAACCAAUAUCCUUCACCAUAAACUAUCUCUACCCCGGCGAUCCAACCAAAAAAUGGGUAAACUUCGAAUACCAAACUAGAGACGGAAUCAUAAUAUUCCGUCCCGAAAUACCUAUCCCAGAUAUGAACAACAACUUCUUAAUUGGUAUGCCAGACCACCGCGCUAUCGAAAAAUACUUUACCAUACCGCCCCCACAAGACGGCUCAGUAAACCCCGUCACAAUCGAACAACUCCACAAAUCCAUGGGGAAUACAGUAGCCACAGAUCCCCGAACAUGGGUAUACACAUUUUCAAUCCCCACUUCUCGCACCUCUCGAGAUCCAGGGUACGCUGAAGCUGCCCUUGCAAUUCCCGUGCAAGGCACUACAAUCUCAUAUUUCGCAACUAUAAAACACGGUACAGCAUGGGUACAACCUCACCACUCGUCUUUUCGCGGUCUUAGGGACUACGAGGGUUUUCAUCCGCCCCGUGAAGCUAUUAUGACGGCGUUUAUGACUUACCAAGGUGAUGUCGUACUCUUCUUACCGUUGAGUAAUGGUGAAAAAACAGUAUAUUUGAAGGGGUCGCAGAAUGCUAAGGAGGAUGUGAUUAUCGGUGUUGGCCGGAAUGAUGGGUUUUCAAAAGUAGACGGGAAGGUUGUGGUUGUUGUUGCUAGAGACGUAGAAGAAGCUGUCGAAGAGGCAUUUUAUUGGGCGAAAAGAAUAGGAGAAGAUGGAAGGAUCAUGGAUAUCGAGGAAGAAGCAGAGCUAGGCGGCGGGGAUGAUCCAUGGAGCGACUCGUUGAAGUAUUGUACUUGGAAUUCCUUGGGAAGAGAACUUACGGACAAACGUAUCGUUAACGCUGUUAACGAUCUGUAUGACUCUAAGAUUGAGGUUCAAACAGUUAUUAUUGAUGAUAAUUGGCAAUCACUCGAUAAUAACGGCAGAGACUCCUUCGGUCAUCGGUGGACAGAUUUCGAGGCUGACAAAAUCGCCUUUCCAAAAGGACUUAAGGGUUUAGUGGAAGAUAUCAAGCGAAGCAAUAGAGGGGUAAAGCACGUUGCAGUUUGGCAUGGAAUACUAGGCUAUUGGAACGGUGUCAGUCCUAACGGUUGGAUCUCAAGAAAUUACAAACUAAGGAACGUAGGAAACGAGAGUAUCUAUGUCGUUGAUAAAUCGGACAUCGGCCGAUUCUACGAUGACUUUUACAAAUUCCUUUCAAACCAGGGUAUCACCGCCGUCAAAGCCGACACUCAAUGUCUUCUCGACGAAAGACUUCCAUCCGCCGAUAAGGGAGAAUUAUUCCCCGCAUAUCUCUCAGCUUGGCGUAACGCCGCAUCAAAGUACUUCGGAACUCGUGCGAUCUCUUGCAUGUCACUUGUCCCACAGAUCUUAUUCACAAACCACCUUUCCCCUUCACUUCCAAAAUUCACUUUGAGGAACUCAGACGAUUUCUUCCCACAUACACCAAACAGUCAUCCAUGGCAUAUUUUCGCAAACGCGCAUAAUGCGGUCUUGACUGCAAGAUUAAACGUCACUCCUGAUUGGGAUAUGUUCCAAACACGUCAUGAGUGGGCAGGGUAUCAUGCCGCAGCACGGUGUAUCUCUGGCGGACCGGUUUACAUCACCGAUGAUGUCGGAAGCCAUGAUAUCAGCAUCGUUAAGAAGGUUACGGCAAGAUCUAAGACCGGGGCUAUGGUGACACUUAGGCCCAAUGGGAAAGCGAGAAGCGCUGAGUUCUUUAUAGGAUUUGGGGAAAAGAGGCCAUUAAGGGUUACUAAUACUGCUAGUAUUUCAGGGUACGAUAUCGGGCUCCUGGGAACCUUUGACCUCGACGGUGGGAGGGAGAGGACGGAUAUGAUCCCAGUAAGGGAGAUUGUUGGGGACGAAGUUAUUACCACGCUUGGCGGCGAGACGCAAGUUGUUAAAGAGUUUGGUGUAUUCUCGCACCAUACGAAGAAAGUACAAAUAGUAAAGAGCUCGGGCUUUGUCAAAAUGAAUGUAGUAAAAGGUGGAUGGGAUGUCGUCGCUGUUUGUCCUAUUGUGCCAGUUAGAAUCGACGGUGGGAGAGGAGAAGUAAGUGUUGGUGUAUUCGGGCUGCUGGAACAAAUCUCUGGAGCUGCGGGUAUGAGCGAGGUUAAGAUUGCGGGCGGAAACUCUACCGUUAGGGUUGGAGCUGAGUUGAAGGCGCUAGGAAUCUUUGGCAUCUACGCAAAUUACUCGGACCCGAGUAGGUACGGUAAGAUCAGACAAGUUACAAUUGGUGGACAAGACGUACCCGAAAGGUUUUGGACUAUUGGACGAGGGAAACAAUACGGCGAGAUUACGGUUGAUGUGCAAGGUGCGUGGGAUUACCUAAGGUUGGAUGAUAGAUGGGAUCUGUGGGUUUGGGUUCAUUUGGCUGUUUAA